Molecule: messenger RNA, 852 nt
Organism: Acomys russatus (golden spiny mouse)
Lineage: Eukaryota; Metazoa; Chordata; Mammalia; Rodentia; Muridae
Gene: Nhp2
Product: NHP2 ribonucleoprotein
Exons: 4
Coding region: 79-540 (153 amino acids)
Biological process (GO): snRNA pseudouridine synthesis; rRNA pseudouridine synthesis
Cellular component (GO): nucleolus; box H/ACA snoRNP complex
Molecular function (GO): box H/ACA snoRNA binding
Source: RefSeq, a predicted model, not a curated record
UCAUGACCCGGAAGUGAUCCCGGAGGCGGCGGCCGCGUGGUUGCUCUGUGCUCUGACUGCGCUGCGCUUGUCGCUAAAAUGACCAAAAUAAAGGCCGUUCCCGAGGAGUCUGAGGCUCAGGCGGAGGGCUGCAGCGAGGAGCGAACGUACGAAGAGCUGCUGGUCAACCUGAACCCCAUCGCGCAGCCCCUGGCUUCCCGCCGCCUGACGCGCAAGCUCUACAAGUGCAUCAAGAAGGCCGUGAAGCAGAAGCAGAUUCGUCGCGGAGUGAAGGAGGUUCAGAAAUUUGUCAACAAGGGCGAGAAAGGGAUCUUGGUUUUGGCAGGAGACACGUUGCCGAUUGAGGUGUACUGCCAUCUUCCAAUUAUGUGCGAGGACCAGAAUUUACCCUAUGUCUAUAUCCCCUCUAAGACGGACUUAGGUGCAGCUACAGGCUCCAAGCGACCCACCUGCGUGAUCAUGGUGAAGCCUCAUGAGGAGUAUCAGGAGGCCUAUGACAAGUGCCUGGAGGAGGUGCAAGCUCUGCCCGCACCUCUGUGAGAGACUUGGCCUGCAACCCAGCACCUGCUCCAGGAGCUGCUGGGCUGUCUGCAGGCGGCUGCCCACCCUCACAGCAUCUCCCCGAUUUCCUGACGUGUGAAUCUUCCCAGGCAGCUCCAACAGCUGCUCUUGGAGGUAAAGCCAGCAUCUUUGCCAUCUCCUGCUGAGCAUAGAUGAAGACAGUUCCAAGAAUGUGGGGUACAAGUAAAAUGCUAAGGUGGAAAUGUGACAAGUAUGGGGUGUUUCUUAAACUCCAGCUGCUGACAGAGCCAAGAAGUUGGCAGAAUGAGCGACAACAGCCUUUCAGUACAG